AUGGAGUCCAUUAAUGGAAGCGGAGUCUAUAUAAGGGAGCUGGAGGCCCUAACUGGACACCACAGAGAGGGAAAUAUGGCUUCAAGUCAUGGCAAGUGGGUGGUCGUGGCCAUCUUCCUCGUGGGCAUGUGCGCAUCACUGGUAAAACCAGGUUCUCAGAUUGGUGGUGCUGUCAUGGCUACAGCUGCUGCAGAUGACAGCGGCGCCGCCAUGCUUCAGAGGUACCAGAGAUGGAUGGCCAAGUACGGCCGCGUGAACAAGGACCCCAGGGAAACGGCUCGUCGGUUCCUCGUUUUCAAGAAGAACGUGGAGUAUAUAGACCUCGUGAACGCGCAGAAUCGGUCGUAUAAGCUCGAGGCGAACUGGUUGGCGGACCGGACGGAGGAGGAGUUCGGAGCCUUCAGUGGCGGUUUUAGACCCUCCUCCUAUAAGGGGAAUAAUAAGAGGUCGACGUCUGGCAGCACCUCCAGUUUCAGGUAUUCAGGUGUGAGGAAUGUGCCCAUGAGCGUGGAUUGGAGGAAGAGAGGUGCAGUUACCCGCGUCAAGAAUCAAGGUGACCAUUGUGGCUGCUGUUGGGCCUUCUCUGCUGUGGCAGCCAUGGAAGGGAUUAUCAAGAUCAACAGCGGGGAUCUGAUUGAUCUGUCGGUGCAACAACUGGUCGACUGCGACUUCUAUGAUUAUGGGUGCCGUGGGGGACAAAUGCGCAACGCCUUCGAAUACGUCCAAGAGAAUCACGGCCUAACUGUGGAGUUAGCCUACCCUUAUAGGGGCGUCGACGAACCAUGCAGAGAGCCGUCGCCGAAAAAUGCCUCGAUACUUGGCUAUGAGGAUGUGCCGGAGAACAAUGAGCAGGCACUGCUUCAGGCGGUGGCGAACCAACCGGUGUCGGUGGCCAUCGAUGCAAAUUCAAGGGACUUCCGGUUUUAUUCGUCCGGCAUCUUCACCGGCGAAUGCGGUACCACUCUCAACCACGGGGUUGCGGCCAUAGGAUAUGGGGUCGGCCGGAAUGGCAUGAGGUACUGGAUUGUGAAGAACUCAUGGGGAACACGUUGGGGUGAGAAUGGAUACGUUAGGAUGCAGCGUGAUGUAGAAGAGGAAGAAGGAUUGUGUGGGAUUGCCAUGUCUGCCUCUUAUCCUGUCACCAACUAG
Messenger RNA from Nymphaea colorata (pocket water lily), 1149 nucleotides. RefSeq names its product ervatamin-B-like. Gene Ontology annotation, cellular component: lysosome. The record is from RefSeq and is a predicted model, not a curated record. NCBI's taxonomy places the organism in Eukaryota, Viridiplantae, Streptophyta, Magnoliopsida, Nymphaeales, Nymphaeaceae. Gene Ontology annotation, molecular function: cysteine-type endopeptidase activity. The transcript has 2 exons. Bases 1 to 1149 code for a protein of 382 amino acids.